AUGGAGUAUAAGCUAACGUCCAUGGCCAUACUAAAAUACGCUAGUCGCCUCAACCUGGGCUGGUCUAAGUCCAUCAAGAAUAAUUCUUUCAAAUUGACCCAUUCAACUGCGCAGAUAAUGGAGGAUCGAUAUAAAAUACCUGUACGCUACGCCCUUUACCAACUCAGGGGUCAAAACAUUUCUCCAAAGCCGAGAUUCCAUGACGACCAAAGAUGA
Molecule: messenger RNA, 216 nt
Organism: Blumeria graminis f. sp. triticale
Lineage: Eukaryota; Fungi; Ascomycota; Leotiomycetes; Helotiales; Erysiphaceae
Source: the annotation of a GenBank genome assembly